This is a messenger RNA of Brachypodium distachyon (stiff brome), 1715 nucleotides long. RefSeq lists its product as uncharacterized. Bases 131 to 1297 code for a protein of 388 amino acids. NCBI's taxonomy places the organism in Eukaryota, Viridiplantae, Streptophyta, Magnoliopsida, Poales, Poaceae. Gene Ontology annotation, molecular function: ATP hydrolysis activity. The transcript has 9 exons. The record is from RefSeq and is a predicted model, not a curated record.
AGCACUCGAGGAUAAACCGCGCGGAGCCUCCGUUAUCCGUCUGAAGAAACGGGAUACGCACCACACCUUCCUCGCCCCGACUCACCGCCGCCGCCGCCGCGCUCCGACUGCCGGUUGCCUGUAGUACAAAAUGGCCCCCUCUCCCGCUCGGCUCCUCCUCUUCCUCCUACCCACCCCGAACCACACGACCCGGCCUCGCGUCAGGCGACACCGCAGGGCCUGGUGGGCCGGCACCGCCCGCUGCGCCCCCGAAGUCGCCGCCGGCGGCGGCUUCGUCGUCAUCGAGGACGACCUCGCUGAGCUCCUCCAGAUUCUACCAACAGAUUUGCGAGAUAAUCUGAAGAAUGAACCUAGAAGGGACCAGCUGUUGGAGGUUAUUCUUGAUUUGGGGAGACGACCCGAGGCACGCUUCCUUGGUAACUCUGGUGGCCAAUAUCUACGGGAUAGCGAGAUUUCACAGCUAGAGUUGGAGGAAGCUCAGAAAGCUGUAGGAGAAUUUGGAGGUGACAACCGUGCCGGAAUUGAAGGUACAUUACAUAGAAUAUCUGCCAUAAGGAGUAGAAAGGGAAUGGUUGUUGGUUUGACCUGUCGAGUUGGCCGAGCCGUCAACGGGCAUGUCGAUAUGGUCCGCGAUCUCUUAAACUACAAAGAGAGCAUUCUGUUCCUGGGAAGACCUGGGGUUGGCAAGACUACUGUUAUGCGUGAGAUCGCACGCGUUUUAGCAGACGAGUUUCAGAAAAGAGUGGUAAUUGUGGAUACAAGCAAUGAGAUUGGCGGGGAUGGGGAUAUUCCUCAUGCUGCCAUUGGUGGCGCAAGAAGAAUGCAAGUACCUGAACCAUCAAUGCAACAUAGAGUGAUGAUUGAAGCAGUUGAAAACCAUAUGCCUGAAGUAGUCAUUGUAGACGAGAUUGGAACUGAAGCAGAGGCUCAAGCCUGUCGGUCAAUUGCAGAAAGGGGUGUCAUGCUUAUUGGUACUGCCCAUGGAGAAAGGCUUGCUAACAUUAUAAAGAACCCUGUUUUAUCUGACUUGAUUGGAGGAGUCGAAACUGUCACUCUGGGUGAUGAGGAAGCUCGUGCACGGCGCACUCAGAAAAGUAUUCUGGAGAGGAAGGCCCCUCCAACAUUCCCUUUCCUUAUUGAGAUGAGGGAGCGGCACUAUUGGGUGACUCAUCGGACUGAGAGGAGUGUGGAUAUGCUACUUCAUGGCAAGAAGCCACUGGUUGAGGUCAGGAAAAGGGAUAAUGAGUUUCAGGUUAUCAUUGAAAGAUGGGCAACAUAUGAUGGAGAUGGACUCUGAAGUCUGAAUUAUAUACUUUCAAGUUAUUGUUGCUUCUGCUAAGGUUCAUACUCUUGGUAUUUGGGGCUCUGUGGGCAACUGGUACAUACUCUUUUAAGCCUGCUAUUCUAAGGGGAAAUGGAGCAAUCCCAAUUCCUAAGAUAUGUGGAGUUUAUUCAGAAAGUUUUUGAUGUCACUGUUACUCUGGGAAAUGAACUUAUGAUGCCCAUUUAGCUUAGUAUACAAGCUCCAUGUAUUUUCUGUAUAUUCUUCAGUGUAUCAACGUCAAUGUAAAUUAUUUUCCCACGCAAAUUGGGUCUUCUGUCAGUCAGGGCAGGGUCUAUUUCUUUAGACUUGAAGCUGUACAUGUAUUUUAUCCCUUUGGUGUUAAAUUGAUGGACUAGUUAUUUAUGUCAAAUGGAAGAAAAUUUUAUGGUAA